AUGUCAUCGCCACUUGAUGAACAGACUAUGAACCAGCUACAGUCUCAACAGUCAGAGCUGCUGGACAAGAUUGAUGAGUUGUGUGCCGUUGGGGUUGGAGGCCUGGUAGAGCUGCCUCAAAUCAGUCUAUUGAGAAAAGCUCUGUACUGGAGGCAAUCUCCAGACAAUAUCUGCACUCGAUUUGCGACCGAAAUCAUACUUCGCCGAAGCCCUCACGACAGAAUCAAAAUAUCCAUUGAGCCCGGCGACUCGAGAAAGGAUGAUCAGGAACAACUCAAGCUCCGAGCCUUCACAUCCGAAUCAUUUUCCUCCAGUGCGGAUCUUCCCACACUGAUCAAAAAAGCGAAGGAAUGCAUGGGACUUUCCAGCACCCAUCCUUCAAACACAGGAUUUAGCGACGAUGUGCUUAAAGUCGAGAUCUCGGGCCCUGAAAAGCCAGAGCUGACUCUGGUUGACCUUCCAGGGCUCUACUACUCCAGCAGCAGCGAACAAAACGCGCAAGGAAUGGAGAUCGUUCAGAAUCUGACGGGAAAGUACAUGAAAAGCUCCCGGAUUAUUAUUCUGGCUGUCAUCAGUGCAAGGGCCGAUUACCAUAUCCAGAAGGUCUUGAACAUCGCGCAGACUUUUGAUCCCAAAUAUGAGAGGGUCUUGGGUAUUGUCACGCAACCCGAUAUCCCUGAAGCGGGUUCCGACGAACAAGAAACUUAUAUCCAAUUCAUCAAGAACGAAAAGGUCAAGCUACAACUUGGAUGGCAUGUAUUGCGCAACCGCUCGUUUGAGACGCGCAACAUUUCCGAUGAUGCGCGAGAUAUUCAAGAAAAGGAAUUCUUUGAAAUGGGACGAUGGGCUUCCCUUCCUCGAGACCAAGUUGGGAUUGAAAGUCUGAGGCAUCGUCUCAGCAAAAUACUACUUGCUCAUGUCCGUCGCAAUCUUCCUGGUCUUAUGGCGGACAUACAAGAAAGGAUUUCUCGUAACGAGGAGACACUGGCAAAAAUGGGCGAGCCGCGCACAACCCUUCAGGGCCAACGCAACUUUCUUGUCGAUGUCAGCGGCAGAUUUGCACGGAUCACAAACCAAGCCUUGAAUGGAUCGUACGUCGAUGAGUUCUUCGGUGAAUUCAAAGACCAUAGGCCCACCACGGAAGACGCUCCAUUUCGCCGACUGCGGGCAAUAAUUCGUGAGCUUAAUGAAUGCUUUGCUGAAGCGAUGAGCGUUCGAGGGAACCGGCGAAUUAUUCAAUUUCCUGGAGAGCCAGCAACUAUUGAAGACGUCGAAAAAGAGAGAUCCAAGCCUUACAUGGAUGAUUGGACACCACAGUACAUUUCCCAGGAGUCUCUCGUGGAUGAGAUCAAAGAACAGGCCCGCCAAAGUCGAGGAAUCAAGUUACCAGGUAGUGCAAACCAGCUGCUUGUAGGGACUUUGUUCCGGGAUCAGUGCCAGCCCUGGGAAGCGCUGGUACUGAAGGACCUCACAGAUGAUCACACUCGUCCUCUGCUCAUGCGACACCUUAUCGGAUUGGAAAUGGAGACGAUGAAGGAGUCUUUGCUAGCGAAGCUCAGUGAAUUGACCUCAUACACCAAAAGGGGUCAUCCACUGCCCGUGGGAACAUUAUUUCUCUCCAAGAUCCAGGAGUCCAGGAAGCACCGGCAGGUUGCCGCGUUGAAAAGAAACCUCCACUUAUCUGAAUCUAACCCCUCAACGGGGAAAACUACUGAAGAUAUUUUCGAUGUCGAAGAUCUGGAGCGAGCAACAUCUCAGCUACAGUCAUCCAGCGACCAGUUUGCAGCAGCAGAAAUUAUUGAUCAAAUGCAGGCUUACUACGAGACUGCGAUCGUGACCUGUGUCGAUAAUGUUGCAAUCCUAGCGAUCGAAAAUUGUCUUCUAUGUCCUCUGGAGCAUAUAUUCACCGGCAAGACUGUGCUUAACAUGGAUGAUCAGCAGAUUCAAGAAAUUGCAGCAGAGCCAUCUAACAUUCAGAAGGAAAGGGAACGUCUAAAUGAAGAGCUCGAAAAGCUACGAAAGGGAAGACAGACUCUCAAUGCCUUCAGCACAGCGGAUUCUUCGCUGCGUGCUCGUCCUAUCUUGGCAAAACCGUCAACCCCCCGAACCCAGACUCCAAAGCAUACAGUGACGGCUCCAGUAGCUCCGGUGGCGCCCAGUACUCCUCGCCCUGGUCUGUUUCAAGAAGUUUCAACUGCUGCCACUGAGUCCAUCGUCACGCCUCCUUUGCCGAUCAUUCCUUCAAGUCAGAAUAAGAGCGGCUUUGGCACAGGUCAAAAGUUUCAAUUCUCCUCCGGUCUAGGGAGCACAGGAAAUAGCGAGGUUAAGCCUAACAAUGGAGUCGCCGCCAAAUCCAAUCUGUUCAGUUCGAUGCCCAGUGUAAAAUGGCCUCCUGGGAAUGAGUCCAGCCCAACGGCCAAUGGGCAGUUUGGAUCGGGUAGUAAAGGCUUUGGCUCAACUACCCCGAAGGACGGGAAAUCCCACUUUAACGCAGAAGCGAGUGGUUUCUGA
Molecule: messenger RNA, 2511 nt
Organism: Penicillium vulpinum
Lineage: Eukaryota; Fungi; Ascomycota; Eurotiomycetes; Eurotiales; Aspergillaceae
Product: dynamin family protein
Exons: 7
Coding region: 1-2511 (836 amino acids)
Cellular component (GO): cytoplasm; membrane; microtubule
Molecular function (GO): microtubule binding; GTPase activity; GTP binding
Source: RefSeq, a predicted model, not a curated record